Messenger RNA from Scomber japonicus (chub mackerel), 1814 nucleotides. It is a transcript of the gene ccdc93, whose product is annotated as coiled-coil domain containing 93. The transcript is spliced from 22 exons. The record is from RefSeq and is a predicted model, not a curated record. Gene Ontology annotation, biological process: Golgi to plasma membrane transport. NCBI's taxonomy places the organism in Eukaryota, Metazoa, Chordata, Actinopteri, Scombriformes, Scombridae. The annotation marks the transcript as partial.
ACAUGGCGGCUACUUCUGUCUUCCACAGAGUGAGAACUGGAUCUAAAAUAGCAGCUCAGUACGAUCAGGACGGCAACUUAAUACAGGUGGAGACCAGAGAGGAUGAGGAGCAGAGUGUUAAGCUGGCAGAGAUCCUGGAGCUGCUGCUGGCUGCCGGCUACUUCAGAGCCCGAAUCAAAGGACUGUCUCCCUUCGAUAAGGUGGUCGGUGGGAUGACCUGGUGCAUCACCACGUGUAACUUUGACAUCGAUGUUGAUCUCCUGUUCCAAGAAAACUCCACUAUCGGCCAGAAAAUAGCUCUGACGGAGAAGAUCGUGAGCGUUCUCCCGAAGAUGAAAUGUCCUCACCGCCUGGAGCCGCAUCAGAUCCAAGGACUCGACUUCAUCCACAUCUUCCCAGUGAUCCAGUGGUUGGUGAAGCGAGCCAUAGAGACCAGGGAGGAGAUGGGCGACUAUGUGAGAGCGUACUCCAUAUCUCAGUUCCAGAAGACCCACAGCCUGCCGGAGGAUGAAGAGUUUCUCCAGAGGAAAGACAAAGCAGUGAGAGCCGUUCUGGAUGUUCUGGAAGUGUAUAAACCCCAGCGGAGGUACAGGAGGCAGAGAGAUGCAGGAGAGCUGCUGGAUGAAGAGUCCAGAGUUCACUCCACGCUGCUGGAAUACGGCCGGCGAUAUGGAUUCAGCAAACAGUCCAAACAAGACAAAGUGGAGGAGAAGAAGACUCAGGCAGCGGCUGCUCCUCCGGGGAUGACGGAGGUGUCAGAGGAAGACGACCUGCAGGCGGCGGAGGAGAUGCGAAUCAAAAGCCUGAUGACCAGCAUGGCUGCCAUGGCAACCGAGGAGGGGAAGCUGACAGCGAGCGCCGUGGGUCAGAUCGUUGGACUUCAGUCUGAGGAGAUCAAACAGAUCGCCUCCGAGUACGCUGAGAAGCAGUCGGAGCUGUCCUCAGAGGAGCGUUCAGAGCGCUACGGACCGCUGCAGCAGCACCGCAGGGCCGUCGCCUCGCUCACCAAGCAGAUCCAACACAAGACUAAACAGCUGGAGGAGCUACAAGUCAAACAUUCAGAGGUGAAGACUCGCAGUGACGACGCUAAAAGGAAACUGAUGGAGGCUACGGAGCAGUCGGAGAGUCUGAGGACGGAGCUGCAGUCUUUAGAGGAGAUGGAGGAACAAGCUGACAGCAGCGUGUUGGAGAAGCUGAAAGCUCUGGUAACGAUGAACGAGAACCUGAAGCAGCAGGAGCAAGAGUUCAGAACACACUGCAGGGAGGAGAUGACCCGCCUGCAGCAGAACAUCGAGGAGCUGAAGAUGGCGUCAGGACAAGAUACAGAAGAGGAGAAGGAGAGGAACCAGCUGAUAGACAAACAGUACGACACGGACAGAGAGAAACUGCAGAAGAUCCGUCUGCUCAUGGCUCGGAGGAACCGUGAGAUCGCCAUCCUGCAGAGGAAGAUCGAUGAGGUGCCGAGUCGAGCCGAGCUGACGCAGUACCAGAAGAGAUUCAUCGAGCUCUAUAGCCAAGUGUCUGCGACCCACAAAGAGACGAAGCAGUUCUUCACGCUGUACAACACUCUGGAUGAUAAGAAGGUUUAUCUGGAGAAGGAGGUGAAUCUACUGAACUCCAUUCAUGACAACUUCCAGCAGGCGAUGUCGUCCUCAGCAGCGAAGGAUCAGUUCCUCAGACAGAUGGAGCAGAUCGUAGAGGGAAUCAAACAGAGUCGCAUCAAGAUGGAGAAGAAGAAGCAGGAGAAUAAGAUGAGGAGAGAUCAGCUGAACGAUGAAUAUCUGGAGCUGCUCGACAAGCAGAGGCUCUACUUC